AUGCCUUUCACCGCCAGCGACAUCUGCAAGAUCAUCCUUGCCAUCAUCCUCCCCCCUCUGGGUGUCUUCCUGGAGCGUGGCUGCGGUGCCGACCUGCUCAUCAACAUCCUGCUGACCAUCCUCGGUACGUUUUCCCUUGCAUUUUCCCUGAGCAUUGGCUUGUUUGCUGACGCAUUGGCUCUAGGUUACCUGCCCGGUAUCAUCCACGCCCUGUACAUCAUCCUGAAGUAUUAA
Thyridium curvatum is the source of this 234-nucleotide messenger RNA. RefSeq lists its product as uncharacterized. The record is from RefSeq and is a predicted model, not a curated record. The coding region runs from base 1 to 234 and encodes 77 amino acids. The transcript is spliced from 2 exons. Lineage: Eukaryota; Fungi; Ascomycota; Sordariomycetes; Thyridiales; Thyridiaceae. Gene Ontology annotation, cellular component: membrane.